CAGAAAGCAGCUUCCGCUUUCCUGUGAUCGGGGGAAGAAGAAAAUGAGUUGGCAAUGCCCUCCUCUUCUGCUCUCCGCCGACGAUCCCAACAACGGAACCCUAACUUCCCCUCUCUCCGUCUCUCUCGCGAUUUCCUCUCUCGCGCUGAUUUUGGUGCUCGGCGUUGCUGCAUUCUUUCUUGAAUUUGUUAGAAAGAUUGGAUGCAAGCACUCGCUUGAGAGAUUAGACGCGUCCGAUGCAUUCUUUGAGGAUCCCGACUCGUUGAAGAAGGUUCCAUGCCCUACUAUAUUUGAUCCUGCGGAGAAGUAUUUAUCUUUGGUUAUCCCCGCAUAUAAUGAAGAGCUUAGGCUUCCUGAAGCUCUGGAAGAGGCAUUGAACUAUCUCCAGGAACGCUCAGCUGCUGACAAGACCUUUACUUAUGAGGUGUUGAUAGUUGAUGAUGGCAGUAAGGAUAGAACAUCAAAAGUAGCAUUCAACUUUGUUAGGAAGUACAAGAUUGAUAAUGUAAGAAUCAUCCUACUGGAAAGAAAUCAUGGAAAAGGAGAAGCUAUAAGAAAAGGAAUGCUUCAUUCGCGUGGUGAACUCCUUUUGAUGCUUGAUGCUGAUGGGGCAACUAAGGUGACUGACCUAGAAAAGCUUGAAAGCCAGAUACAUGCGCUAGCACAGAAGAAAGAGAAACUUAGUUCACAGGCUACAACACCAAUUGACUCAAGACAUAAGCUAUCUGAUAUGGAAAUUGCUGUAUUUGGUUCCCGUGCUCAUCUUGAAAAAGAGGCUCUUGCAACGCGGAAGUGGUACCGUAAUUUUCUUAUGAAGGGUUUCCAUCUUGUUGUUCUAAUGGCUGCUGGUCCAGGAAUUCGUGAUACACAGUGUGGCUUUAAGAUGUUUACGAGGGCUGCUGCCUGCAAGCUUUUCACAAACAUCAGAUUGAAGAGGUGGUGUUUUGAUGUUGAGAUUGUCUAUUUAUGCAAACAUCUAAAAAUCCCAAUGAUUGAGGUUUCUGUGAACUGGUCUGAGAUACCUGGUUCAAAAGUGAGGCUAACUAGCAUUGUGCACAUGCUCUUUGAGCUUGUUCUCAUUCGUUUGGGCUAUGGGCUUGGCAUUUGGAAAAUUCAUACUUAAUUGACAUUUAUCAGAGAUCAGAGAGAAGUUUCGAUCCUUACUUUAAGAAACAGCAAUUGCAUACACAGGAACAAGGUACUCAAGAUAUAUCGGGAGGCAAAAGGUUAUUCGUUCAGUCCUCUUUGUAAAAGUAAAUUCCUCCCCUUUUAGUAUGCAUUGGCCACGAAUGAGGGGAUCUUUUUCGGGAGGUCUAAGUUAUCGAUAUUAUGAAAGGGAAUUAUAAACUUUGUUUUUCUGAUUAUACAUUGUAUUGGGUGAUGGAUGUACUGAGACAACGCCUGAUCCAGAAAAGGUACAUUGAGUUAGAUUUUAGAAAUCAUACUGUUUACAUUGUACUGUUAUCAGAAACACUUGUGGUUCGGAGCUUCUCUUUGGAAUGCAUGAUGCAGAUUGAGUUCU
Messenger RNA from Asparagus officinalis (garden asparagus), 1522 nucleotides. Its product is annotated as dolichyl-phosphate beta-glucosyltransferase-like. Bases 44 to 1123 code for a protein of 359 amino acids. The record is from RefSeq and is a predicted model, not a curated record. Gene Ontology annotation, cellular component: endoplasmic reticulum membrane. NCBI's taxonomy places the organism in Eukaryota, Viridiplantae, Streptophyta, Magnoliopsida, Asparagales, Asparagaceae. The transcript has 11 exons.